Messenger RNA from Aedes albopictus (Asian tiger mosquito), 2028 nucleotides. RefSeq lists its product as uncharacterized. The transcript has a single exon. Lineage: Eukaryota; Metazoa; Arthropoda; Insecta; Diptera; Culicidae. The record is from RefSeq and is a predicted model, not a curated record. The coding region runs from base 1 to 2028 and encodes 675 amino acids.
AUGCUGGAAAUUGCUAUGAAGCGGUUCUACGAAGUUCGCCGGAGAAUCGAUGUUCUUUCGGAAGAAGCCGAUAAAAAACAAGUGUCCGAAUCAAAGGAAGAUCCAGACGAGAAGGCCAAGACUCUAGCAGAUCUUAUUGAGAAGCGGCAGAUCGAGAGCUUCGAAUUGGUUGAAAUGGUUGAGGAUACCUACUGCGAGCUGAAAGCCAAACUGCGCAAACUGUCAGCUACUGCAGAUACUCCUGCAGCGACCGGUCAGCAGGCAGCUCCCGCUGCUUCCAGUGCGAUUUCCAGAGUGAAGCUUCCCGAAAUCCGUUUACCUAGCUUUGGAGGUCGCAUCCGUGAAUGGGUCACAUACCGUGACAUGUUUAGGAGUCUGAUCCAUCGGAAUGACCAGUUGACAGAAAUGGAUAAGUUCUCCUAUCUACGUUCGUCCCUAACCGGUGAAGCGUUGCAAGGAAUUUCGUCGAUUGAGAUGACUGCUGCCAACUACCCUAUAGCGUGGGACAGCCUCCAAGAGCGAUAUGAGAACAAAAAGCUCAUCGUCAAGGCACAUCUUGAUGCUUUGUUCAGCGUGGAAUCAAUGAAACGUGAAAGUUAUGAAGCGUUAAGCCACGUUAUCAACGAAUUCGACAGAAACCUGCAGCAGUUGACGAAAAUCGGCGAAGACACGCCCGGGUGGAGCACAAUAUUGGCUUACAUGGUGUGCUCCAGGCUUGACACCACCACGCUUCGUCAAUGGGAGUCGCAUCACUCUUCUACAGAUGUCCCUGGCUACGAAGAUUUGAUGGAAUUUUUGCGAAAGCAGGCCUCCGUUCUGCAGUCUUUGUCGUCGUCGAAGCCGAGCCAGCAGAUCGAGUCUAAGAAGCCUAGAUAUACGGUUAGUCACGCCACAUCGCAAUCUCCGAGAAAUUGUCCGUUUUGUGGGGAAAGUCAGCAUUCAGCUUUCAGAUGCCAGAAGUUCCUGAAGAUGAAGGUCCAAGAGAAGGUGAAACGGAGCGGAUUGUGCUUGAACUGUUUUUCGUCGUCUCACAUGGUUCGAUACUGUACGAGCGGAACUUGCCGGAAUUGUCACCAACGGCACCACACCCUAUUGCACAUCGGAUCAAACAACAGCAGAGCAGCGUCCCCGCCUGCAGCGACCGGUUCCUCCGUCCCACUUGUACAGAACCGACCACAAAAAGCGAAUAAUCAGAACACACAAGCUCAGAAUCAGACCACACCCACUCAAAACCAUGGACCACUCACGAACUCACACCCAAUAGCCAGUACAAGUUCGCAUCAACCACAUUCACACCCAUCACACGCCACAGAUCGCACACUAGUUACGCAAACAAACUCACUACCCUCCAGCGCACCCUCGCCCACUCGGCAAGUGUUGCUGUCUACCGCUAUGGUGAUAGUAACCGAUCGAAAUGGCAACUCGAAAAUUGCUAGAGCACUUUUGGACUCCUGUUCAGAGUACUGUUUCGCCACUUCAAAAUUAUGCCAAGGUCUGAGGUUGGCCGGAGCGGACAGCCAUCUCGCAGUUUCUGGAAUUGGUGGCUCCGUUGUACGGUCGUCGAAGAUGGUCGAAGCAGAUAUAUCUCCACGGUUCCCCAGCAUAUCGUCGUAUACCGAAACCGUUCAGCUUCACGUUCUUCCCAAACUCACGGCUACAUUACCAGUUGAUCGAGUUGAUGCUGGAUCGUUAUUAGUUCCUGAAGACAUUGUUUUGGCGGAUCCUGGAUUUCACGAGCCCGGGCCAGUAGAUUUGACCAUUGGCGCCGAGUUUUAUUUCGAUCUGCUGAAGGAAGGCCGCAAGAAAAUGUCGGAUGAUGGACCCACCUUUCAAGAAACCGUCUUUGGAUGGGUAGUGUCUGGUCGUGUUCCAAAUUCUGGGAAUUGGAGUCCUGCUACCACAAGAGCACACUCUCCGUCGAAGAAUCAACGUGUGAGGAGAUUUUUCAGCGAACUACAGUGCGAGAUGAAGAUAAAAGGUUUGUCGUCACGCUUCCCAAGAAGCAAUAUGUCAUCGAUCAUCAGCUAG